CUUUUGAUUCAAUAAUUUUCAUUCUCUCUCAUCAUACACAAAAUUAUUCUUUGCACAUUCUAUUCUAUUUGUUUUUACAAACGCAUUGAUCGAUCGUAUGGCACCUAAGAGGGGUUUGAGUGGUGUUAGUGAGGACGGCAACAAUAACAACGGACAAUAUCACCAUACUAAACAUUCAAAUCACUGCCUUAUGUUCACCAAGUAUUUGUUCAAAGACAAGUCAUGGCCGCAAAAAUAUUCUGCCCAAUUGGAGAACAUAAUUCGGAAGAUGGUCCGGGAAGGAGUAGACGAUGCUGUUCAACGCUCUCCCCUUUCCAAUUCCAUUUCCAAUUCCAGGUCAUUCCCAAGUCGGAUUAAUCCAUCUGAAUCCAGACAAUUUAAGCUGCAGUUUGAUGGCGAGUUACCUCGUACACUUUUUACUGGGAACAAGGUAAAAGCUGAGGGGCCUUCCCCGGUUAAAAUACUGUUACUUGAUGCAGUUUCUGGGCAUCCAAUUAAAGAUGGCCCCUUGUCAUCGAUAAAGGUCGAAAUUGUGGUUCUUCAUGGUCAUUUCAAGGCCGAGCAACUAGAGGAAUGGACAAAGAAAGACUUCUGUACACAUAUGGUAUUGAAGAGAAAUAAUAAAGGAUCAUUGUUGGUUGGGCAAUGUGUGAUUGCUUUGCAAAAUGGGAUAGGGUUUGUUGAUAACGUUUGCUUCACGGAUAAUUCCAGUUGGGGAAGAACCAAGAGGUUUAGGUUGGGGGCUAAAGUAGUAGCAGAAGAAGACCAAGUGAAGGAAGCAGUGAGUAGACCUUUUCAAGUGAAAGAUCGUCGUGGGGAGACCUAUCAGAAGCACGACAUUCCAUCUCUAGACGAUGAAGUUUGGCGUUUGUGCUGGAUAGCAAAAGAUGGAAAGAUCUGCAAAAAGUUGGAAGAAAAUGAGAUUUAUAAAGUGAAGGAUUUCAUCACACAGUAUCACAGCAAUGAAUCCUUACUCCGCAGUAUUGUCGAAGUCUCACCAAAGAAGUGGAAGGAAAUCAUUCAACAUGCUACUUCCUGCUUUUCAGGAGAUGUUGAUGCUUGCAUGAAUUUGAAUAAUUCGGCCCAAAUUAACAUCCCUAGUGGUAGUGCCAUCAACCCAAUUACCGUUCCAUGCUCGAAUCUGCAGCCACUAUGUGUAAAUGAUCAACAAAUACUUCAAAUGUCACAGUUUCAUGCAGGGGAGCAUAGCAAUCAGCUGCCUGACCAAUCCAUGGAUUUCGACAAUUCCUUUCUAGAAGGUGCAUAUACUGGUUUACCUAAUGAUGUCCACCUUCCAUAUCAAGAUUACUCUAUGCCAUCAUCUUCGUCCACUAUGUUCAACGUCCAGACCUCAAGUUGGCCUCCUGAUCAACUAUUUACAGAAGAAGCCACAAGGAUGCUCUCCUCAAUCCAUCUUGUGAGUGCUAAUGCUUCAGAGACCGCAAACCCAAAAGCUGGUGCAGAGGAACGUUGAGCAUGAUGAAGCUGCUGUAAAGAAGCGGAGUUUCUGUGUGUUACAGUAAGUAGGGUACUUAACUUGGCCUUAAAUAUUUGGAAGGACAGGAGGCAGGGAAGAGAGGUACUUGAAGUCGAUUGUAUAAGACUCGAUAUAUUUUGAUUUUUGACACAUGAAACACAUAUGCUCUAUUUUUCCAGAUGUAAUGCUAUUGCUCCAUUUGAGUUCUAAAUUAUGUUGAUUUCCGUGUUUUCUAUUACAGAGUAC
Molecule: messenger RNA, 1723 nt
Organism: Spinacia oleracea (spinach)
Lineage: Eukaryota; Viridiplantae; Streptophyta; Magnoliopsida; Caryophyllales; Amaranthaceae
Product: calmodulin-binding protein 60 B
Exons: 7
Coding region: 98-1474 (458 amino acids)
Biological process (GO): regulation of salicylic acid biosynthetic process
Cellular component (GO): nucleus
Molecular function (GO): DNA-binding transcription factor activity; calmodulin binding; sequence-specific DNA binding
Source: RefSeq, a predicted model, not a curated record